Molecule: messenger RNA, 528 nt
Organism: Glarea lozoyensis ATCC 20868
Lineage: Eukaryota; Fungi; Ascomycota; Leotiomycetes; Helotiales; Helotiaceae
Exons: 1
Coding region: 1-528 (175 amino acids)
Cellular component (GO): cytoplasm
Molecular function (GO): pyrophosphatase activity
Source: RefSeq, a predicted model, not a curated record
AUGGUGACGCAUGGGAUUAGGGAGGAACUAGUGAAAGAGGUUAGGGAGGGGAAGGGGGAUUUGGAUGGGUUGAGCUUGGAGGAGGUUUUGAGGAAGGAUUUUAAGCAGUGGAGUGAGGGGGGUAUGGUUUUGGGUUUGGCGGCGGUGGUUAAGCCGUUGGGGUAUUUGGUUGAGAAGGUGGGAGGUGAUGAGGAGUUUUUGGGAGGAGUGAAGAAGUGGGCGGAGGAGAGGGAUCUGGGAGGUGGCAAGAAGGGGGUGGGUUUAAUGGGGGUUAUGACUACGUUUAGUGAUGAGGAGGGGGUUUUUAAGAGGGAAUUGUUUUUGUGGGCGUUGAGUGAGGGGGGUGAGAAGGCGGGGAGGAGGUUUGAGGAGGAGGCGGGGGAGAAGUUGGGGUUGAAGGCAUAUGAGGGGGGGAAGUGGGAUGGCGACGGUGAGGAUGAUGUGAGAUGGAGACGCUGCUGGGUGCAGGAGAGGACGGAGAAUAGUAGGAAGCAGGUUGCUCCUCUUUUGCGAGAAGCAAUGAAAUGA